Molecule: messenger RNA, 1032 nt
Organism: Cryptococcus amylolentus CBS 6039
Lineage: Eukaryota; Fungi; Basidiomycota; Tremellomycetes; Tremellales; Cryptococcaceae
Exons: 7
Coding region: 1-1032 (343 amino acids)
Biological process (GO): ergosterol biosynthetic process
Cellular component (GO): endoplasmic reticulum
Molecular function (GO): sterol 24-C-methyltransferase activity
Source: RefSeq, a predicted model, not a curated record
AUGCCCGCCGACGCCCGAUCUGCCGACCGUGUCUCCAACUACAACAAGUUCUGGGAGAAAAAGUCCACCGACGACAACGACACCCACCGUGCCAACAGGCUCGACCAGUACACCGAUGUCGUGAACGGCUACUACGACGGCGCGACCGAGCUCUAUGAGUACGGAUGGGCCGAAUCGUUCCACUUUUGUCGGUUUUACAAGGGCGAAGCGUUCCUCCAAGCCCUUGCUCGUCACGAGCACUACCUUGCUUCCAUGAUGCACCUCAAACCCGGUAUGCGAGUCCUUGAUGUCGGCUGUGGUGUCGGAGGCCCGGCUCGAGAGAUUGCCCGUUUCGCCGAUGUCAACAUUGUCGGCAUCAACAACAACGACUUUCAAAUCGGCAGGGCCACUUCCAAGUCUGCCAAGGCUGGACUUUCCGACAAGGUCUCUUUUGUUAAGGGCGACUUUAUGAAGCUCAGUGAGCAAUUCGGCGAAGGUUCUUUCGAUGCCGUCUACGCCAUUGAAGCCACAUGCCACGCCCCCAACUUUGAGGGUAUCUACGGCGAGAUUUUCAAGUGCCUCAAGCCCGGCGGUGUCUUUGGUGUCUACGAAUGGUGUAUGACCGAUGCCUGGGACCCCUCUGUGCCCGAGCACAAGGAGAUCGCUCACGGCAUCGAGGUCGGAGACGGUAUUCCCGAGAUGCGAAACCUUGCCGCUGCCCGGGACGCCCUCAAGUCUGUCGGUUUCCAGAUCGAACACGAGGAAGACCUUGCCGACAGGCCUGACCCUGUCACUUGGUACUACCCUCUGGAAGGAGACCUUAGAAAGGCCCAGACCCCUUGGGACAUGUUUACUUGCUGGAGAACGUCCAAGAUGGGUUACACCAUCACCCAGAACGCUGUUUGGUUCAUGGAAAAGCUCGGCCUUGUCCCCAAAGGUACCUACGAUGUCGGUGAGAGUCUUAUUGUCGCCGCCAAGGCCCUCAUUGCUGGUGGCAGGAGCAAGCUUUUCACUCCCAUGGCUUUGUGGAUCGCCCGCAAGCCCGCCAAUUAG